CUCAUUUACGUUAGAUCAACGGACACACACACAAAAAUCACUAGCAGCCCGGACAGAUUCUACCCGUAUUUUGAGGUAACCCUUAGACCGUAGAUUUAUUACUGAUUAUACAAGAUCGACCUAACCCAAGCUUGACAUGAACUCCCCUUUCUCAUAUUCAUAGGGAUGCAUAGGGGCACUAGAUGGCACUCAUGUUAAGGCUUGUGUUCCUGCCCACAUGGUCGACGAGUUUAGGGGUCGCAAGUCAUACCCCUCCCAAAAUGUGCUAGCAGUUGUUGACUUCGACCUUCGAUUCACAUAUGUUCUAGCUGGUUGGGAGGGCUCUGCCCAUGAUUCUCUUGUGCUAAAAGAUGCCCUCACACGUCCAGGGGGAUUAAAAAUACCCGAAGGGAAAUAUUUCUUGGCUGAUGCUGGGUAUGCUGCGAGGCCGGGGAUAUUACCUCCUUAUCGUGGUGUGCGCUACCACCUAAAUGAAUUUGCUGGAGACCGUGACCCAAUUGCCCCAAAAGAAUUGUUCAACCACCGCCAUUCAUCACUUAGGACCACAGUUGAACGGGCAUUUGGGACUCUUAAGAGUCGCUUCAAGAUUCUUACUCAAAGGCCCUUCAUACCUAUAAAAUCUCAGAUUAAAGUGGUAGUUGCUUGUUGUGCUUUGCACAAUUGGAUAUUAGAAAAUGGUCCAGAUGAUUAUGUUGUGGAUGAGGCGACAUGGUAUGCCAACCUCCCUAGGAGUAGUGGGCGGGUUCGUGAUCAAGAGGCUGACAUACGUGAGUGGGCUGCCAAGCGAGAUUUAAUCGCUCAGCAAAUGUGGACAGAUAGAGAGAGUGCACGUGACAAUGAGGCUGAUGCUAUCCCAGCUUAGUAUCUUUGAUGUAUUUCCAUGUGAUGGAACAUUUGAAGGAUGUACUA
Messenger RNA from Triticum aestivum (bread wheat), 909 nucleotides. Its product is annotated as protein ALP1-like. The record is from RefSeq and is a predicted model, not a curated record. The transcript has 2 exons. The coding region runs from base 218 to 862 and encodes 214 amino acids. Lineage: Eukaryota; Viridiplantae; Streptophyta; Magnoliopsida; Poales; Poaceae.